AUGGCAUCUGCUUCUAAUCCUGUGACAUCGGUCGUGAACCCUUUCAAUCAAAAAGAGACUCUUCUCUACUAUAUCACACCGAAGCGUCAACUGGCCCUUGAAAGAUGGCCUUUAGAUCCUGGUGCUGCUAGUAAUCGUAGAUUGCACAAUGAUAAUGGAACUAUUGAUGGUAGAUUUGCAACUCCUGGUGUUCUUGCUACUGUCGUCCGUCAGGGUGUGAUUACAGUCUAUGGCUUCCUUCCCGCCAGUCAAUUCGACGCAUCUGGGACAGACGACUCUCCGAAGACGGAAGUUAACUAUGUUGCCCAGUUGAGCCCAAUUGUCAAUCCUGUCAAGGCUGGAGAAGAUAUGCAAACAAGUUUGUUCGGCCUAGCUGCAGCGGAUGAUGGCGAUACUACUACAUGGAUCUACUACACCAAACUGCCAGCGCCAGGAGAGGACCCAAUCAUCUACGAGAGCACCAUCAAUGUCGACUCAGCUCAGGCAAAUCCUCUGAAUAAAGACCUUCAGCCACUCGUCAACUCAAAACUAGCCGUCAUCAAAUACCCAGAAUCUGAUGAUCGUAUUCUGUUCUACCAAGAUAACGACAAUGAUAACAAAAUCUACGCUUACUUCCCAAGCCGCGACGAAGAUAGCUCGAAAACUCUCAACCGCUCUGCCGCAUUCCCAGGAACUCCCUUGGCUGCAACAAUCAGUGGUUCAGGCGAUAGUCUUGUGACCUACGUCUAUUUUGUGGAUCCAUCGAAGGAUCUUGUUUGCUCUAUUAAGAGGGGGGGCAUUGAUGGCAAAUGGGAGGCCCCAAUCCUUGUUCCCAAGUCCAAAAAAGUUAAUGCGAACUCGCAAUUGACUGUGACUACGGAUUCUAAGCAUAAUCAUAUUUUCUAUAUUGAGACAGGAGGCAGGAGUUACACGGAGCUCGUUCAUACGUUGGUUAAAUAA
This is a messenger RNA of Orbilia oligospora ATCC 24927, 939 nucleotides long. RefSeq lists its product as uncharacterized. The transcript is spliced from 4 exons. The record is from RefSeq and is a predicted model, not a curated record. Bases 1 to 939 code for a protein of 312 amino acids. NCBI's taxonomy places the organism in Eukaryota, Fungi, Ascomycota, Orbiliomycetes, Orbiliales, Orbiliaceae.